Solea solea (common sole) is the source of this 5129-nucleotide messenger RNA. RefSeq names its product forkhead box P1b (gene foxp1b). The transcript has 21 exons. NCBI's taxonomy places the organism in Eukaryota, Metazoa, Chordata, Actinopteri, Pleuronectiformes, Soleidae. Gene Ontology annotation, cellular component: nucleus. Gene Ontology annotation, biological process: regulation of transcription by RNA polymerase II. The record is from RefSeq and is a predicted model, not a curated record. Gene Ontology annotation, molecular function: DNA-binding transcription repressor activity, RNA polymerase II-specific; RNA polymerase II cis-regulatory region sequence-specific DNA binding. Bases 368 to 2491 code for a protein of 707 amino acids.
UGCACGGCGGCGUCCCUUCUCCUCGCGUAGUCGCGAUUCGGUUCCGUCCGCGUGCGCCUUCUCAGCCGCCGUAACGCGCUGUCCGCCCCGGGCAACAUGGGAAGGAAGUGAAGUUUGCCGCUUUGGGAACAAUUGAAAGCCACCAGUGAAAGUUAAUAACGUCAGAAACUACUGUGAGCUGAAUUGUCAUUUGAGGAAUGGAGUGCCAGUGUGUCCGGCACCAGUGAUCAGGCCUGCUGCUCCAGCCAGGAGACUCCAGUGGUGACAUCCUGUGGAGCCAGAGAUCAAAGGCAAGGAGGCUGUUUUACCACAGCAGGAACUGAAGAUUGCUUUAAAUAAGCAAGUCCUUGUAGAAGGUCUUUAAGUCAUGAUGCAAGAAUCUGGGGCGGAGGCGACGAGCAACGGACCAGCCAGUCAAAAUGGAGGUGCAAGCGUGGAGGGCAGUUCCAGAGAAGGGCGACCCAAGAGCGCCACGCCGUCAAUGGAGGUGACUGCAGCUGACCUGCUGCAUCUCCAGCAGCACCAGGCUCUCCAAGUGGCUCGGCAGAUAUUCCUCCAUCAGCAGCAGCAGCAGCAGCAGCAGCAGCCUCACUCACAUCAAGUCCAGUCUCAACAAAACACUGGCAGCAAAUCUCCCAAAGUCAAUGACAAGCAGCAGAGUCUACAGGUUCCAGUUUCAGUGGCUAUGAUGACACCUCAAGUGAUAACUCCGCAGCAGAUGCAGCAGAUCCUUCAGCAGCAAGUCCUGAGCCCUCAGCAGCUCCAGGUUCUUCUCCAGCAGCAACAGGCCCUCAUGUUACAGCAGCAGCAACUCCAAGAGUUCUAUAAGAAGCAGCAGGAACAGCUCCACCUCCAGCUCCUACAGCAGCAACAGCAGCAGCAGCAGCAUGCAGGCAGCAAGCAGAGCAAAGAGCAGCAGGUGUCAGCACAGCAGUUGGCCUUCCAGCAGCAGCUCCUGCAGGUCCAGCAGGUCCAGCAGCAGCAUCUCCUCAACCUUCAGAGGCAAGGGCUGCUCACCAUCCAGCCUGGACAGACCGGCCUGCCACUGCACUCCCUCACUCAGGGCAUGAUUCCAGCCGAGCUGCAGCAACUGUGGAAGGAGGUGACAAAUGCUCACGUGAAAGAGGAGCACAACAACAACCACAGCAGCAGCAACAACAAUGGCCACCGGGGCCUUGACCUGUCUUCCCCGGCAACGCCAAAGAACCCUCUUCUCAACCAUCACGCCUCCACCAAUGGCCAAUACAUGAGUCACAAGAGAGAAGGAUCCACGUUAGAAGAGCCUUCUCACAACAGCCACCCUCUCUACGGUCAUGGUGUUUGCAAAUGGCCUGGAUGUGAAGCCGUGUUUGAUGAUUUCCAUUCAUUCCUCAAGCAUCUUAACAAUGAGCACGCCCUGGAUGACAGGAGCACGGCCCAGUGUCGGGUGCAAAUGCAGGUCGUACAACAGCUGGAGCUGCAGCUAGCAAAAGACAAAGAGCGUCUGCAAGCCAUGAUGACACACCUUCAUGUCAAGUCCACGGAGCCCAAAGCCACGCCACAGCCGCUCAACCUGGUGUCCAGCGUCACACUGUCCAAGUCGGCCCACGAGGCCUCCUCUCCCCUGAGCCUGCCCCAGACCCCGACCACACCCACCACCCCCCUCACGCCACUGUCCCAGACCCACUCCGUCAUCACAGCCAACAGCCUGCACAGCGUGGCCCCCAGGCGGCGGUUUUUCUCAGAAAAGUACAACAUGCCCAUCUCUCCAGGUACAGACUAUAUCAAUCAGAACAAAGACUUUUACAUGAAUGCAGAUGUUCGACCACCGUUCACAUACGCCUCACUAAUAAGACAGGCAAUCCUCGAAUCUCCAGAAAAGCAGCUAACACUAAACGAAAUCUACAACUGGUUCACACGAAUGUUUGCAUAUUUUAGGCGCAACGCGGCGACGUGGAAGGGUGCCAUUCGCACCAACCUAUCCCUGCAUAAGUGCUUUGUGAGAGUAGAGGAUGAGUUUGGGUCCUUUUGGACCGUUGAUGAAGAGGAGUUUAAGCGCGGCCGCCAUAUACAGCGAGGCCGCCCUCGGAAAUACGCCACAGACGAGAGCUUUGACGAGCUGCUUGUACAAAGUCCAGCCUUAGUGAAGAACAUUCAGACCAGCCUGGGCUAUGGUCCGACCCUCUCUGCAGCCUUCCAGGCUUCAAUGGCAGAAAACAACAUACCUCUAUACACUACUGCUUCCAUUGGAAGUCCUACCCUCCACUCCCUGGCCCACGCCAUCCGCGAGGAGAUGAAUGGAGCGAUGGACCAUGGAAACAGCAACGGCAGUGACAGCAGCCCGGGACGCUCACCCCUGCCAGCUAUGCAUCACAUCAGCGUUAAGGAGGAACCACUGGACCCUGACGACCAUGAAGGGCCCCUCUCUCUGGUAACGACUGCCAAUCACAGUCCGGAUUUCGAUCACCACAGAGAUUACGACGACGACCAGGGCCACGACGACAUGCUGUAAAGGCUAAGCAUGCCGGCCCCCUCUCUCCCACCUCCCUCCCCCCCUCUCCUCCCCAGCCUCAGAGGCCGAGACAGUCUGGGUCAUCUGGGAGACGGAAAAGCUCUCUCCCCAGAUAACAAACACUGAACUGCAGUCUCAGCCACUGAUGACAGCUCUCAAAUGUCUCCAAGUCAACUUUCUAGUGCCAUUACAAUACAUAGCAAAAAGACACUGAGGAAGAAAAAAAAAACAACCCACAGAUUACAGUCCACACCCCCCCCCCCCCCCCCCUCAUUUCUUUCUACUUUUGAUUUAAGUAAAGCUUAAAAAGUGAAACUUUCCUUUCCACACGCGUCUCGGAUGGACUUAUUUGGUACGGGGGGAGGGACGACGUGUUUCACCGUCAGACUCUGGGAGACUCUCGCCGCACAGCCAGGGCGAACCGCGAUCUGUGGACUGCAAAGAGGGGUUGAGUCUCUCUCCCCCACUCACACUCUCUCUCUCGCUUUCUUUCUUCUCUCUAUCUCUCCAUUCUUCUCGCAGACACACACAUCUGACCACAGACGGAGCAGAGAGAGAGAAACAAUGACUGACAUUUAAUUUACACCGUGUGUAUGUGUGUGUGUGUGCGUGCGUCCGUGUGAAAGGGAGAGUGAGCGAGUGGAGACCUCUGUUCAUUGUCACUGCCUUCAACACUUCUCAUUGGUUUGAUUCCAUCUACGAUGGGAGGGAUGUCCUUUUAAUUUGGGUGUAUUUUGUGUUGGGGAUGUGAGAGGUUAUAAAAUAUCAACAUUAUGUUUUUGUUUUUUUUUAUCAUCAUUUAGUGCUGUUAUUGUUGCAUCUUUUUUGUUGUUGUUGUUGUUGUUCCUUAAACUGAUCAGACCUCAUGCCCAUGCUGUGGAGAUUCUGUGUGGUCAGCACUUGAUGAUGAAUGUUUAUGAUUUCCAUUCAUGUUGUCCUUUUUAAACACAAACACAAACACACAUGAAGCAGAAUGUCAGAUACCGAGCAGUAUUUUUCUGUCAUUUAUUCCAAAAUCACCAUCAUGGGAAAAAAACAAAAAACAAAAAACAAAGUCACCACUCUGACAUGUCAACCACCCUCCCCCCCCUUUUCUCCUCCUCCUCCUUGUCAUGAAGUCUAUUGGCAAUGCACUACUCGUAAUGAAGGCUCUCUCCACGCAUCAAUGAAGCUUAAUUUAAGAUGCGAAUGAAUGACAGAGAAAUCAUGCAGGUUAUGGUUUAUCCUUAUGAAAUUAUACUUUAAAACAGCCCUCGCGACAGAGCGUGCUUUGCUGCAACAGAAUUUCUGAUCACCUACGAGCUGCAGGCUUUUUUCUUUUCUUUUUUUUUUUAACAGCAGAAUGAAAAUGUCAGGUGUGCACUGGCGAGAUAAUGAUUUAGACCAACUAAUUGUGAUUUCUGAACACAACUGUCAUUGUUAAUCACACUGUGUCUGCUUUUCCACUCCGUGAUUUCAUUCAGAGCUUGAAGAUAAACGUGCAUUCCCCGUAGUUUUAUUUGUAUGCCGCGCAUGACUAGUUUUAAAAUCUAGUGAUUGUUCAUAAUUGCACACCGGAUGAAAAAUGCUCAUUUCUUUUUUUUUUUUUCUACAAGGGAACAAAGUCCCGAAGACUUGCAAUAAAGACUGACACGUUGCACAUUCCAGCAUUUGACAGCCAUCGUCGGGGGGCCUGUGUGUGCCGUUUAGCGAACCUCCAUGUUCAUAGUGGCCCGGAAACAACAGUAGUUUUAUUCCACGACAUUCAAUUGAGCGAAAUCCACAUGUGGUUUUGUAAGGCAGCAGCAAAAAAAAGUUACAGCUUUGAUUGAGUUAAAAAAAAAAAAAAUCUUUUUACAGAGACCAUGAAUUUCAAGACUGCAAUCAACCACUUUUAAUUCUUUUUUUUUAUUUAUUAUUAGUAUUAUUGUUAUUAUUUGAUGUUUUAUUUUGGCUUUGAUUUGUUUGAAUAUCAUGUUCUGUGACUACCAAAGAUAAACUACAAAAUCAAUGUUGUGUGUUCCAUGCAAUAGCAGACGAGGCCAAAUAUUCUCUCCUCCAUUCUCAUCCCGCUGUGCGAUCUCAGAGUCGGUGGCAGAAGUGUGAAUCGAGGGAAAUGCUCCUGAAACUGGUGUUUUCAUUCUGAUUUUAUUUCAAAUUUUAAAAAAAAUAAAUAAGUGAAAAGAAAAAAAACCAAAAGGGGAGGGUUGGUGUCUUGAACACGUCAGCUGCAGUAAUGUUGUGCAGUGACCAAAUCGUAAUGGGGGGGCUGACAGCUGACUACAUGAUGACCAAACUAGGGAAACUGUUUUUCUUUUUGUCUGUGGGCCAGUGAGUGGAAAAGGGAGCUUUUUGGUCAGGAACAGAUUUGAAAUUAAAGGUAUGUACUGUAGAUAAAUUGACAAAAUGUGCUGGUAAAUGGGAAAAGCUUUGCAGAGAACAAUGUGAAACAGAUUCUAUACUUCAACUGGACCACACAAUGAUUGGUUGUCUUUCCUUCUUUUUAUUCCUUUACACAUUUGUAUCCUGUUGAAAUGAUUGUAUGCCACUCUUUAGGGGUUUUAGUGUCUUUUAUGAGGGAAGACUUUAUGAUUGUGUUUAGUUUUCUGUCAACUCAUUACUUUUUUUAUAUUAAAAAAACACUCCUGUCAACUAAUAA